AUGCCACGCGGAAACGGUGAACAGACCAAGGUUAUCUACAAAGGCAAGAACGAGGACUUUAUUGUCUUUGUAGAGUCGGUGGAAAACCUCAACAAGUGGAAAAAAGAUCCCUCGAUCCGUCUUCUCGACGUAGUCGGUUCCUUCAAGGUGUUCUGUACCCAUAAGUAUGAACUACCGUCUUCUCCCUCCAUCCCCAGACCAAUGAUAACGAAUAUUAUAGGCACGGGGCGCAAGGAAUUCUCGAUGAGGCUGGAGGCGGCCUUCUAGAGGGCGAAUUCGGUACCAAGAAAGAAGAGGAAGUGGUUAAAAAGAUACUCCAGGGCGGGUCCUUCCAGCGCGGUGUUGUAAGUUAUCCCUUUAUCAACUUAUACAUCACACGACUAACACCCCCCGACAGGCCGAGGAACGCCAGGGAGACAGGAACAUUUCAGAUGGACCAAUGCAGGCUCAGGGCUACAUCUUUUAA
Messenger RNA from Tuber aestivum (summer truffle), 466 nucleotides. Lineage: Eukaryota; Fungi; Ascomycota; Pezizomycetes; Pezizales; Tuberaceae. The record is from the annotation of a GenBank genome assembly.